AUGCCGAAAAGAAAAGCGCAGAAGAGAAUAAUAGAUCGCUACCGCGAAAAAAUAAGAAUUUUAGAAGAGAGUGAGCAACGCAAACGCCGUCGAAUAAUUUACUCAGAUGAUUCUUCGGACGAAAAUAACUCCGAUAAUGAACAAACGGUACAAACGGAUCAGGUCAUCGAAGAGAUCUCACAAGAAAAUAAACCUGACACUGAGGAGUCGGCAACUGGCAACGACCCUCAGGAAGAACCUUCAGAACCGGAGCUCGAUUUGGAAAUACUCGCAGCUUUAGGUGACGCCAUAGAUGACGCCCCCAAAUUCGGCCCUAAAGUUCACGACAAACUGGCCCGCUUAUGGCAGCCUAUAUUGAAGAAAGGUUUAGACAAGGAAGCUAAAGACAAAUUGUUAAAGCAAUAUCUCAUUCCUGAGAAUUGCGCUUUAUUGCAGGCGCCAAAGCUUAACCCCGAGAUUGCUGCCGCAGUGUCGGACGCCACACGAGCGCGCGACAAACGUGUUGAAAGUGUGCAACAACAGCUCGGAAUAGGUAUUUCCGCUCUUACUCAGGGCUUGCAUCUUCUUCUUGACGAUGACGGUAACAGGCUUCAAUCUAUAAAACUCUUAAGUGAAAGCUGUCGAGUUCUGUGUGACCUACACUUCGUGGAGACUGCCGCCAGAAAGAAAUUUGUUACCACCGGGUUAGACAAAUCCUUUCUUAAUUUAAUACAGGAGGUGGACAGGGAUGAAAUGCUUUUCGGAAACAAGCUUUCAGAAAAAAUAAAAGCAUCAAAAUUAAUAGAAAAGCAGGGACUGCUCAUUAAGAAGGUCACUCAAAAUGUCAAGCCCACAAACUCAACGGCGCAAGCAUCUACUAGCCGCUCACGCCAGGGAAACUGGCCGGGCCCUCCUCGGUAUCCCUCAUCGAACAGGGGGGGGAGGGGGGCGUACCGCAAGACAGCACCAGUGGGCCGAGCCGCUCCCCAGGCUACUCAGCAGAAAACCUCAGGCCAGUCGAAACCGCGUGCCCAGUUUCAACAGCGAUAGAGGUCAGUUCAUCCGUUACACAACUGCCUUACCCUGGGGGCCGCGAAGCUCUCAGGAUGGCAUUUUCGAGACGAAGUACCC
Molecule: messenger RNA, 1110 nt
Organism: Pectinophora gossypiella (pink bollworm)
Lineage: Eukaryota; Metazoa; Arthropoda; Insecta; Lepidoptera; Gelechiidae
Exons: 3
Coding region: 1-1029 (342 amino acids)
Source: RefSeq, a predicted model, not a curated record